UGUGAACAGCGAUAGUAGAGGAGGCAGGUCUCUCGCAAUCUCCAGUGUUCUGUGUCUCCGCUUUCGGUUCAGAUUCAGAACCUUCAAAGCAGUACUGGUUACUUGAAGGAUGAAACGAUAGUAUACUGAAGCUGCACCCUCAUUCGGUUACUGUAUGUCUUUGUGCAGAGUCUGAUUUGGGCUUUUAAAAAGAGACAUUUACGUAUUAUUUUUUUCAGUUAUCCACUCGGUUGGAAAGUGUAAAUGUGUAAAUGGCUGGAGCACAGCCUGGGGUUCAUGCGCUGCAGCUCAAACCUGUACGUGUUUCUGAAAGCCUGAAGAAAGGCAACAAAUUUAUGAAAUGGGAUGAUGACUCCACUGUCGCAACUGCCGUUACUCUUAAAGUGGACCCAAAUGGAUUCUUCCUGUACUGGACCGAUCAGAACAAGGAAACCGACAUUUUGGAUAUCGUCAAUAUCAAGGAUGCAAGAAAUGGGAAAUCUGUGAAAACGCCAAAGGAUGCAAAGCUCAGAGAAUUGCUGGAAGUGAAUCUGGGGGGGCGGCUGGAAAACAAAAUGCUCACUGUGGUCUACGGCCCUGACUUGGUUAAUAUCGCCUACCUAAACUUCAUGGCAUUUCAGGAGGACGUUGCAAAGGAGUGGGCAGAUGAGCUAUUCAUUCUGGCAACAAACCUGUUGGCACAGAACAUGUUUAGAGAAGCCUCACUAGAAAAAGUAUACACAAAACUUAAAUUGCAGCUUAAUCCAGAAGGACGAAUUCCAUUAAAAAAUAUCUUUCGGAUGUUUUCAGCAGACAGAAAGAGAGUUGAAACAGCAUUAGAGUCCUGUGGCCUUCCUUCUGGCAGGAAUGAUUCCAUUCCUCAAGAAGAUUUCACACCUGAAGUAUAUCGUGUAUUUCUAAACAAUAUAUGCCCUCGGACAGAAAUUGACAACAUUUUUUCUGAAAUUGGAGCCAAGAGCAAGCCUUACCUUUCAAUUGAUCAGAUGACAGAAUUCAUAAACACAAAACAACGGGACCCACGUCUGAAUGAAAUACUCUACCCACCCCUCAAGCAGGAACAAGUUCAUCAGCUCAUAGAGAAAUAUGAACCAAAUAUCAACUUUACAAAAAAAGGGCAGAUAUCACAAGAAGGAUUCAUGCGGUAUUUGAGUGGAGAAGAAAAUGGAGUUAUCCCUCCUGAGAAACUGGACCAGAGUGAAGACAUGACACUGCCUUUAUCUCACUACUUUAUCAACUCCUCUCACAACACCUACCUCUCAGCUGGGCAGCUGGCUGGUAACUCCUCAGUGGAGAUGUAUCGACAAGUGCUGUUGUCAGGCUGUCGCUGUGUGGAGCUGGAUUGCUGGAAAGGACGGACUGCGGAAGAGGAGCCAGUCAUUACUCAUGGAUUCACCAUGACAAGUGAAAUAUCUUUUAAGGAAGUAAUUGAGGCAAUUUCUGAGUGUGCAUUCAAGACUUCCCCAUAUCCAGUUAUCCUGUCUUUUGAAAACCAUGUGGAUUCACCCAAGCAACAAGCCAAGAUGGCAGAGUACUGCAGAGCGAUAUUUGGUGACGCAUUGCUCACAGAGCCAUUGGAAAAAUAUCCUCUUGAAGCCGGCAUCCCCUUACCAAGCCCCCAUGAACUGAUUGGUAAAAUUCUUAUCAAAAACAAAAAGAAAUCACAUAAAUCCUCUGACGGGAGUACUAAAAAGAAGCUAUCAGAACAAGCCUCAAACACCUGCAGUGACACAUCGAGUGUAUGCGAGCCAUCAUCUCCGAGUGCAGGUUCCACGAACCCUGAAAUCCCUGAUGUACAGCAGUCAGUACAAGAUGGAAAUGAUCCCAAACUUCAGGGGAGAAAAUCUAUAGGGGAGGUAGAACCAGAAAGUGAAGAGGAUGAUGAUGACGAUGAGGACUGUAAGAAAUCCUCCAUGGAUGAAGGAACAGCUGGGAGUGAAGCCUUUGCCACUGAAGAAAUGUCUAAUCUUGUUAACUACAUACAGCCAGUAAAGUUUGAGUGCUUUGAGACAUCUAAAAAAGUUAACAAAAGUUUUGCAAUGUCAUCAUUUGUGGAAACAAAAGGUCUAGAGCAGCUUACAAAAUCACCUGUGGAAUUUGUCGAGUAUAACAAAUUACAGCUGAGCCGCAUCUAUCCUAAGGGAACCAGAGUUGAUUCCUCGAACUACAUGCCCCAAGUUUUCUGGAAUGCCGGUUGUCAAUUGGUAGCUCUUAACUUCCAGACAUUAGACCUAUCUAUGCAGUUAAAUUUGGGGAUGUAUGAAUACAAUGGGAAGUGUGGAUAUCGACUGAAACCAGAGUUUAUGAGACGGCCAGAUAAGCACUUUGACCCCUUCACAGAGUCAACUGUGGAUGGAAUAGUAGCAAAUACUCUUUCAGUUAAGAUCAUUUCUGGCCAGUUUUUGUCAGAUAAAAAAGUUGGCACUUAUGUUGAAAUAGAUAUGUAUGGAUUACCUGUCGAUACGAGACGGAAAGCUUUUAGAACAAAGACUUCCCAAGGAAAUGCUAUUAACCCAGUCUGGGAAGAAGAACCCAUAGUUUUUAAGAAGGUUGUUUUGCCUACCUUGGCAUCCCUAAGGAUAGCAGUCUUUGAAGAAGGUGGUAAAUUUAUAGGCCAUCGGAUAAUACCAGUUUCAGCUAUUCGACCAGGUUACCACUACAUCAGCCUUAGGAAUGAAAAGAAUCAGCCUCUGGUGCUGCCAACUGUUUUUGUGUAUAUAGAAGUUAAAGAUUAUGUUCCAGACACCUUUGCAGAUGUGAUUGAAGCAUUGUCUAACCCCAUAAGAUAUGUAAACCUAAUGGAACAAAGAGCCAAACAACUGGCUGCAUUGACACUGGAGGAUGAAGAAGAAGUAAAGAAAGAAAUCGAACCUGGAGAUAUGUCUUCAGAGUCCAUUAGUGCUCCCAAGCCCGCACCAGCAGAAAAUGGCGUUAAUCACGAACCCUGCAUAGCACCUAAACCUCCGUCUCAGAUCGUCCACCCCCCGCCACCCACUGGCUCAGUGAAAUCUACAAUAAAAACAGAAGAUGUCAUUCAGAGUGUCUUGUCUGAGGCAGAAGCACAGACUAUUGAAGAGCUGAAGCAACAAAAGGCAUUUGUAAGAGAGCAGAGAAAGCACUACAAAGAAAUGAAGGAGCUGGUAAAGAAACACCACAAGAAAACAACAGAUUUGAUUAAGGAGCACACUGCCAAGUACAAUGAGUAUCAGAGCGAGUAUUUACGGAGAAGGGCUGUGCUGCAAAAAUGUGCUAAAAGAGACGGUAAGAAAAGGGGUACGUCAUCCAGUCCUGAACACAAUUCUACAUCUAUCGAGCAAGAUCUAUCUGCCCUGGAUCUAGAAAUUACCCACAAAUUAUCAGAGCUGAAAGAACAGCAGCAGCAGCAGCUGCUGAACCUCAGACAAGAACAGUAUUAUAGUGAGAAAUACCAGAAAAAAGAACAUGUUAAACAGCUUGUUGAGAAACUGACCACAGUGGCAGAGGAGAGUCAAAACAACCAGUUAAAGAAAAUAAAAGAACUCUGUGAAAAAGAAAAGAAAGACUUAAAGAAGAAAAUGGACAAGAAGAGGCAAGAGAAGAUCAAUGAAGCCAAAUCUAAAGAUAAGAAUCUAACAGAAGAGGAAAAACUUGAAAUCAACAGAUCCUACGUCAAUGAAGUGGUGCAAUAUAUUAAACGGUUAGAGGAGGCUCAGAGCAAAAGGCAAGAAAAACUCCUUGAAAAACAUAAGGAUGUUCGUCAGCAAAUAUUUUUUCUGCAGAAUGAGCUUGAUCAGGAGUACCAAGAUAAGUUUAAGAGACUUCCUGUGGAAAUCCAGGAGUUUGUACAAGAAGCUAUGAAAGGAAAAUUCACUGAAGAAGGAGCCCACAAAACUUCCCCUUCCUCCUUGGUGUCAGAAAGUGGAAAAUGUAACCACAAGCCUCUACAGUCCGAGGAUGAUUUGGAUGAUGACGAUGCAGAGAAAGUGUUUGAUACUCCACUUUAG
Molecule: messenger RNA, 3980 nt
Organism: Polyodon spathula (Mississippi paddlefish)
Lineage: Eukaryota; Metazoa; Chordata; Actinopteri; Acipenseriformes; Polyodontidae
Product: 1-phosphatidylinositol 4,5-bisphosphate phosphodiesterase beta-1-like
Exons: 33
Coding region: 252-3980 (1242 amino acids)
Biological process (GO): lipid catabolic process; memory; phosphatidylinositol-mediated signaling
Cellular component (GO): nuclear speck; cytoplasm
Molecular function (GO): phosphatidylinositol-4,5-bisphosphate phospholipase C activity; calmodulin binding; calcium ion binding
Source: RefSeq, a predicted model, not a curated record